AACAGGAGUUAGCACAAAUUGCGAGCUUUGACAGCGAUCUUUCGCGUACUCUCGACUGUUCUGCUUUUGCGAUUUCGCACCCGCCGCUGAUGCUCGGCUAUGGCUGUGCCUGUUCUGCCAAUUUUCGACGAAGACGACGAUCCGGGAAACAGCUCAUCAUUUGGGAUUUCGGCUGGCAAAAUUCUUUUUUUCAUUGCGGCUGUCCGAAUGUCACGAUAUGUUAAACAAAAGGUCUGGUCGGAUGACCUUUAUGCGAUACGACGACUCUGGUUGGAUUGUCCACACGAGCUGGGCUCAUCAUCCGUACUAGCUGGGCUAUGUUUGGUGGUGAAUAUUGCUAUGGCUGCGUGUAUGGGCACACGUUUGGUCUCUACUGGCCAAAAGUAUCCCAUAAAUUUAUGCUCAGGGUCAUCGCUUUGGAUUAUAACUGUUUUCUUCGUUGUAUCACAGAUGACAGCUGCAAUUAUUCGAAUUCCUCCAACAAAUUUUAGUAGGAUACAUUCGUUACUUCCUGUAAUGCCGGCAUCUUCCACCAAGUUUGUACUGCACUUGGAUUUCUUAGCCGUCCUCUGUGUACUUCCGGUGAUCGUCACCAUGUUGUAUUGUGGAGUGCAAGACGUCGCCAGUGUUGGUGCAACGAAGCUUACAAUAGCUUUCUUACUGUCGUCACUUUCUGUUAUGACACCAUCUUUGCAAGCAGACGAAGGCAUCGACAACGAGGUUAUAAUGGAACCAGCUAGGAAGCAUUUUCUGGGAGCCGGUGACAACAUCGAUCCCGAUGUAUGUCGAGCUCAAAGGUUAAGCCAGACGAUUACAAUUAAGGCAAAUGGUUGCAGCCCAAGUCUUCUCCUGCGCAUCCAACAAAUGCAGGGUCAACAAGAAGAAAUUGAGCAACAACUGCACAAGAGAAGGCAUAAACGUUCUUAAAUCCCAUUUUUUGCGUUAAUUUACUAGAGCGUUAAUUUUUCUGUCGAAAAGCUCUGGUUCUGUAAUUGUUUUGGCCAGCAGAGAUCAAAUGUGUGCCCAUACAUGCACCCAUAAUCCUCAAAAAAAUGCAACCUUUAUUGCGAUUUCAUCCCUAUCCAGGCGUGCAUGCCUGACAUUUACUUACAUAGCAAGGAUCCUAUAGCCGCUAAAAAUGACAGGACAGG
Paramacrobiotus metropolitanus is the source of this 1151-nucleotide messenger RNA. RefSeq lists its product as uncharacterized. The record is from RefSeq and is a predicted model, not a curated record. The coding region runs from base 100 to 927 and encodes 275 amino acids. NCBI's taxonomy places the organism in Eukaryota, Metazoa, Tardigrada, Eutardigrada, Parachela, Macrobiotidae. The transcript is spliced from 3 exons.